This is a messenger RNA of Dovyalis caffra, 1014 nucleotides long. Lineage: Eukaryota; Viridiplantae; Streptophyta; Magnoliopsida; Malpighiales; Salicaceae. The record is from the annotation of a GenBank genome assembly.
AUGGACACCAACAAAAAAGUCGUUGAUGAGGUUACUGGUUAUCUUCGAGUUUUUGAAGAUGGCACUGUUGACCGGACAUGGACAGGUCCACCUGAGCUUGGGUUCUUGAUGGAAUCAGUCCCACCUCAUGAAAACUUCAAAGAUGGGGUGGCUAUCCGAGACCAAACCAUUGAUCCAAAGAGCGGCCUUGCUGUCCGGAUAUACAUUCCAGAGAAGGACCAGAAUGGCCAAAACAAGGGCAAGCUUCCUGUGAUCCUUCAUUUUCAUGGUGGUGGUUAUUGUAUCAGCCAACCGGAUAUGUACAUGUACUACCACUACUAUACAUGGCUUGUACGCUCUGCUCAAGCCAUUUGUGUCUCGGUUUACCUUCGCCGUGCCCCAGAGCAUAAGCUCCCGGCUCCAAGCGAGGAUGCUUAUGCUGCAUUUCUAUGGCUUCGGGCCAUUUCUCGUGGUGAAUUAUCCGAUCAAUGGAUCACAGGCUACGCGGAUUUUAGCCGAAUAUAUUUAGUUGGGGAUAGCACUGGUGGAAAUUUAGUUCAUCAAGUAGCAGCUCGAGCCGGGUCGGAUGACAUUGAACCGUUGAGGAUAGGUGGUGGUGUGGCUAUACACCCUGGUUUCAUGCGAUCCGAGCCGAGUAAAUCACUUUUGGAAUCACCAGACAAUCCAUUAUUAACACGUGAAAUGGUAAACAAGUUCAUGUCAUUUGCUUUGCCUGUUGGUAGCACUAGGGACCAUCCAAUUACGUCCCCAAUGGGUCCAGAAGCACCACCACUAGCCAAUCUGACGCUUCCGCCAAUGUUGAUUGUGGUGGCGGAGCUUGAUUUGCUUCGCGACGGUGAAUUGGAAUACAUUGAGGAAAUGAAGAAAGCUGGCAAGGAAGUUGAGGUAAUGAUGAAUCAUGGAAUGGGUCAUAGCUUUUAUUUUAAUAAGACCGCCAUCGACAUGGAUCCAGAGACUGCUUCUCAAGCACAGAAACUAAUUGAAGAGAUAACAAGCUUUAUGAAUAGGCAUUAA